Messenger RNA from Dipodomys spectabilis (banner-tailed kangaroo rat), 2418 nucleotides. RefSeq names its product coenzyme Q8B (gene Coq8b). The transcript has 15 exons. Gene Ontology annotation, biological process: ubiquinone biosynthetic process. The record is from RefSeq and is a predicted model, not a curated record. Bases 347 to 1945 code for a protein of 532 amino acids. Gene Ontology annotation, molecular function: kinase activity. Gene Ontology annotation, cellular component: extrinsic component of mitochondrial inner membrane. Lineage: Eukaryota; Metazoa; Chordata; Mammalia; Rodentia; Heteromyidae.
CCUGGCCGGGCCUCGCAGCGUGCAGGUGUAGUUCUGGAGACGCUGUUGGCGACCCCCUUCCCAUUCACAUCUCCGGGGUCUCGAAUCCCAGCUUCCCGAUCACCCCUCGAGUGACCGGUUCAGCCGCGCCACCCACUCUUCAUGCAGAAGCAAAAGGAAAUUUUCAAAGAUUUGGAGAAUCGUACAGGCCGGGGUUCGAAACCCGUGUCUGCCACUUCCUCCGCCGUUUCUUUGAGCGAAUGCUUUAUGCUCCACUGAAUUUCCGUAAGAAAUGCUAUGUGUUCGGCUGCGCAUAGAGGCUAUCACUUAAUCCCAUCACUCAGAACCGGAAGGCUAAGAGAAGGCAAUGUGGCCUGAAGUAGGAGGCAUACUGCGGGGGACCUGUAAACAGCUGGGCCGGAAUGUUGGGCUGCCAUGUGCAGCCCUGGGGCCUAGGCCCCACUGGUGGGGACCACCGGGGGGGUCUUGGGCCCAAAAGCUGCAUGAGGAUGGGCCUGGCAGAGGCCUGAGUGAAGAGGAUAUUCAUAGGGCACGGGAGGCCUGUCCCAAGAAGAUGCCUCGGCCCCAGCUGAGUGAUCGCUCUCGGGAACGCAAGGUGCCUGCCUCCCGCAUCAGCCGCCUGGCCAGCUUUGGGGGACUGGCUGUGGGCUUGGGGCUGGGAGCACUGGCCGAGGUAGCCAAGAAGUCCCUGCCUGGAGGAAGUCUUCAGUCAGAGGACGGCUCUAGGCCUGGCUCCAACCCUUUCCUGUCCGAGGCCAAUGCGGAGCGGAUUGUGCAGACCUUGUGUACUGUUCGGGGGGCCGCCCUCAAGGUUGGCCAAAUGCUCAGCAUCCAGGACAACAGUCUCAUCAGCCCCCAACUACAACACAUCUUCGAGCGGGUCCGCCAGAGCGCCGACUUCAUGCCCCGCUGGCAGAUGCUGAGAGUUCUGGAAGAAGAGCUGGGCAGGGACUGGCAGACCAAGGUGGCCUUCCUGGAGGAGGUGCCCUUUGCCGCUGCCUCAAUCGGGCAGGUGCACCAGGGUAUGCUGAGGAAUGGGACAGAAGUGGCUGUGAAGAUUCAGUACCCUGGUGUCGCCCAGAGCAUCCAGAGUGACGUGCAGAACCUGCUGGCUGUGCUGAAGAUGAGCACAGCCCUGCCCGAGGGCUUGUUUGCCGAACAGAGCCUGCAGAGCCUGCAGCAGGAACUGGCCUGGGAGUGCGACUACCGUCGGGAGGCGGCGUGUGCCCAGAACUUCCGGCAGCUGUUGACAGAUGACCCCUUCUUCCGGGUGCCAGCUGUGGUGAAGGAGCUGUGCACCAGGCGGGUGCUGGCCAUGGAGCUGGCUGGAGGUGUCCCUCUGGAUCAGUGCCAGGGCCUGAGCCAGGACAUCCGGAACCAGAUUUGUUUCCAGCUCCUGAGGCUGUGUCUGCGGGAACUGUUUGAGUUCAGAUUCAUGCAGACAGACCCCAACUGGGCCAAUUUCCUGUACGAUGCCUCCAGCCACCAGGUGACCCUGCUGGACUUUGGUGCAAGCCGGGAAUUUGGGACCGAGUUCACAGAUCAUUACAUCGAGGUGGUGAAGGCUGCAGCUGAUGGAGACAGAGACCGUGUCCUGCAGAAAUCCCGGGACUUAAAAUUCCUCACAGGCUUUGAAACCAAGGCAUUCUCCAAUGCCCACGUGGAAGCAGUGAUGAUCCUGGGAGAGCCCUUUGCUGCCCCUGGCCCCUACAAUUUUGGGGCAGGUGACACAGCACGCCGGAUCCAGGGCCUCAUCCCUGUGCUCCUGCAGCACCGGCUGCGCCCGCCACCGGAAGAAACCUACGCCCUCCACCGCAAGCUGGCAGGGGCCUUCCUGGCCUGCUCCCGCCUCCAAGCCCACAUAGCCUGCAGGGACCUCUUCCAUGACAUCUACCACCGCUACUGGGCCAGGCACCACGCACAGCCACUGGCCCCAAGCUCCUGACCAGAGCAGACCUCUCUUGGGAUCUAUGACAGCCUCCAUGCUGGGGAACAGCACCAUAGUAGGGUCACCCACUGCUACGCCUCUUCUCCCUUCCCCCUUUGUCCUGGUCAAAGAGCACCCCUCCCCCUGGAAAUACACACCCCUCUUAACCCUGAAGCUCAGGAACUUUGGGGGCUAGAGAGCACCCAGAUUAGCUCCUCCCACUCCAAAGUUGGCAUCCGGGAACUCCAAGCCAGGGAGCCAGUUAACGGAUUUCUGCCACCAUCUGAGGGAGCCCUGCGUCCCCCUGCAUGCCUUCAGCUCUCCCACCAUCCGGCGUGGAAAGGGAAGAUAGGGGUUGGCAGAGGCGCCCCUUACCUUAGCCUCCCAAACUCCUCCAGCUGCCCGCUCCCCGGGCUCCAGCCUGUGUAUUGGGGGGGGGAGUGGGAUGGGGGUCUGCACCUUCCCUCCGAAUAAAGGCGCCCCUCCCCUUC